Messenger RNA from Schizophyllum commune H4-8, 819 nucleotides. Its product is annotated as DUF1649-domain-containing protein. Gene Ontology annotation, biological process: autophagosome assembly; autophagy. NCBI's taxonomy places the organism in Eukaryota, Fungi, Basidiomycota, Agaricomycetes, Agaricales, Schizophyllaceae. The transcript has 6 exons. Gene Ontology annotation, cellular component: phagophore assembly site. The coding region runs from base 148 to 699 and encodes 183 amino acids. The record is from RefSeq and is a predicted model, not a curated record.
GCCCUUGUUCUCGACGUCUGCAGCCACGGAGCUGUGCAGGCGCUUGUGCGAUAGACCAUCAUUCUCGUCCUCCCCUCAGAGAUUGCGCAGCUGCUGGUUCUGGUCCUGCGAACGCUUAGGGCAUAUCUGCGACUGCGAGUCGCAACCAUGAACGCGCAUCCGACGAUCGCUGUGGACCUUGUGCUAGACCGCCAGAACGCGAGGGAUGUGCUUAAUGGUGUACUGCAUGCCAUACUUUUCCAUCGACUGUUCGGCACGGUGAAGCCACAGACGUUCGAGGUGCUCGAUGUAACGAUGCCCGGCGUGUCGGACGCGACGAUGGAACGGCUUGUACAGGACAAGGUGGACUCCUUCUGGCGAGCUCUCGAAGGGGCUGGCGAGAAGCGCGGACAGCUUACCGUAACCUUCUCCGAGAAGAAACCCAAGAAAAGCUGGUUCCAGGUCUAUGUUGGUGAGGAAGACGUUCCUUGGGAGCAAUGGGUCGUCAACGCCGAACUACGACAACCACGAGGAGAGCGCGAUCGCCUUGCCUUCGACGCCACCCUCACCAACGCAUUACGAAAAGCCAUGAUGACCAUGCUCACCCACACCGCCUCUGAGAAGGGUCGCGCAGCCGUCCCCCUAAUUACCAACGCUACCGGGAUUUCUCCCUUCCCCUUCCGUAUAGCAGGCAUCGUGAAUGGCAUUGAGCUACCAUGAUCACGAUGAACCAUGCUGAUGACUUCCUCCUCGGACUCUUGUGUAUCCUAGACUCGCAUACUGUAACUUACAAUCGGAUGGACAUGGAACUGUAGCCUCGAUUCUACCAAGACGUACCUG